GAAUAUUUACUUGAAACACAAACCUGAAAUUCAGUUUUUUUUCUUCUUUUUGUUUUCCUCUUUUUUUGUGGUUUUGGUGUCCCAUCUUGAAACCCCAUGCAACCAGACCUUACAAAACCUUCUGGAAGUGCCACUGCUAAGCCAUAGAAAUAUCACCAAUAAUAACAAUAAACUACACAGUAAACAACACAAACAAAGACAAAACCAGUAAGGACAGUAAGCAAGGUCCCACAUUGAUUACUGUAAAAUUGUUUUUGUGAAAUAAUAAAACAUCAAUAGGCGUUGAGAAAAUGUCAACGACAAAAAAAUGAUUCUAACAUCCAUAUAAAGGAGAUAGACUGUUUGCUCCUGCACCACAGAGGGGUUUUUGGGACAGCAUUGUCAUGCUGCGACUAAUGAUGGAUGACUGCUGCUUAAUUACACUGUGAGCCUAUCCGUUAUCUCUGCUUGCCUGAUAAUAAAUGAAGCUUCUCAAUACUGCUCAUAGUGUGUGAAAUAACAACAAUACAUCAUGGUCACUUUGAAAAUUACAACUAUGAUGUGACUUUGGGAGGAUUUCUCUCUCACUGUGAGUCUGGCCUGUAUUGUCAUAUUCUCUUUAUCCUGUGUUUGUGUCCAUUGUUUCCGGAGCAGAUUAUCAUAUUAAUCUGAGGAAGAUUUCUUUAAUCUCUAAUGGCAUCCAAAAUAAAGGAAACAUAAUAACUCUGCUUUCCCUGAAAAAUAAUGCCAGAGGAAAUCUGCUUACUUUGGACUUAUAUGGUGGCAUCCCUCGCCCCCAGGAUAGUAUGGGACGGGAUGUGGGGGUAGAAGCCCUGUGGAGUUCGUCCAUAUGGCACAACAGUUGGCACAUGUAUAUUUUUUUAGGUCUGGUUGGCGCUCUGUGUAAUCUACUGGGUCGGAAAUCAGAGCUUAAUCUCUUCUGAUUUUGCUAACAGAGCAUGUCAAACAUGACUUCUCCUCGCUUACACUUCCAGUGCCCAUAAUGUCACCAUAUUUGAGAGUUGACAUUUAGUCAAGUGUGCAGCCUACAUUGGAUGGAGAGUGUGUGUGGCUUCUGCACCUCCGGAUAGAUUUACUCCCCGACUGACGCGUUGUGUACGGUUGGCUGGUGAAACCGUGAUGCUGACGAGGUCGACGCCGCACGCCCCCCCCGCUGCGGUCGCGUUUCAGUUUACAGAUUUCUGCCUUUGUACGGGAGCUUGAGGGAGGAGGGGGGGGGGGGGUGUUCUUUUAUGCAUCCUGUAUCUGUGCAACUGCACGGGAGUCAAAGUAAACACCACGCAGAGAUCAGAGGAGAAAUGAGACUGGGAGGAGGGGACGGAGGGAAGGAAGGAUGGAGAAAGGGAGGGAGAGAAGGUGAUGGUGGGGGUUAGGCUGUUUGUGUGACACUGGGAGAGAAACAGUCGGAAGGAGAAGGAGGAAGAAGAAAAGAAGAAAGGAUCCUGUGUGUGCGUUUGUUUCACCUCCUAAUCAGUUUUCCUUGGGGACCCAUCAGCAGCAGCAUCAGUGGAGGAAAGUAAGGAGGAAAAGAAACGUCUCCCAUCAUAAAUCCGAACCUCAGACGAGGCUGCUGCAUCUCGACAUCUGUGUGUCGGGCGAUAGGAGCACGGAUCAGCAACCCAACAUGACAGAAAUGGACGCCCCUCUCGCCACUCCGUGCAACAUCCAGAUCUGUGAGGUGACCUGUGACUCUUUCCGCAUCAUGUGGGAUAUGCCUCCAGAGGACACAGCCAGAGCGACGCAUUUCUUCAUCGACCUGAGCCGCAAAGAGAACAGGGAUCCGAACCGCUUCAAACACAGGGAUGUCCCAACCAAACUGGUGGCCAAGGCUGUCCCACUGCCCAUGGCGGUGAGAGGACACUGGUUCCUCAGCCCGCGGACGGAGUACUGCGUCGCCGUCCAGACAGCCGUCAGGCAGUCGGACGGUGACUACCUAGUGUCAGAGUGGAGCCCGGUGGUGGAGUUCUGCACUGGAGACUAUGCCAUGGAACACCUUCAGCAGCUUCUCGACAAGGCCAGCGGUCCUGCAGGACGACUGCUGAGAUUCUCUGUGUUCUAUCGCAACCAGCACCCAGAAUACUUUGACUAUGUCAGGAGGGAAUGUGGGGGACUGAUGCGUCCGGCCAUGAAAGACACCAGCGGGAGUCAUGGCUCUCCAAUCAACGGCAAGCUCCAAGGAGUCUUCUUCAGCUGCAACACAGAGUUUGACACGGGGCUCCCUCCCAAAGACUCUCCGUACGGCCCCCUCAGAUUCCACAUUCCAGCUGGAGUCCUGCUGAACCCAAACACCUGCCUGUACUUCGCAGACUUUUACUGCAUGUACACGGCAUAUCACUACGUGGUGCUGGUGCUGGCGCCUGUCGGCACAGAAGGAGACCACUUCUGUCGCACCCGCCUGCCGAGGUUGGACUUGGCCUCCAACCCCUUUCUGACCUACACUGCCCCCCAGAGUCAGGGGGAGGAGCCUGUGUACUGCCACGCCAGUGACGUGAUCCUGGAGGUGCUUUUCACGGAGCCGGUUCACGUGGAUCAGGGCAGCGUGGAGCAGAUCAGUGGGCACCACCAGCUGAUGAGUCUGACCACAGCAAAUGCCAAGAAAGAUCCAAGCUGCAAAGUGUGCAACAUCAGCGUGGGGCGCUGAGGGAACCCAUGAUAAGUUGAUUUUGAGUCGACAGUUCGAAAAGACCCAGAAUUGGACAAAACAGCUGAGGAAACUAUGGGCUAGUCAGACCGUGGUGGAGAAAUACAUCUCUUGAACUGUGUUAAAGCUGCUUCCCACCCCACCUCCACCCUGAAGUGGAGGAGUUUUUUUAUAUCGACCCCUUGGAUAAUAUGUAUUACAGAGCUCUAUAGCUACUCUUCAGGUGUCUUCAUGUGUUCUCCUGUGUCCACGUUUCUGUUUCGUCAUUUGUUCCGCUGUGAGUUUGAUAUUACUACCUUUCAGAAAUGUGAGUUUCAGAAAAAAAGAACGCUGCACAGAUUAUUUUUGUUGACUUCUCGGGAUUCCCUCUCUGCCAGGAUUUCUGCCACCUAUGACGUAAAGAUACAGACUAACGUGUUGCCCCCUGGCUAAAGAUGCGCAAAAAGCCUUAAAACCAAUUCUUCUACUCAUUGAAGUGUUUCUUUUCCUUUUAGAAAAAUCCUACAACUUUAAUUUGUGGACAUUUAUUCAGUGGGGCGAAACACAAUGUUAAAAUAGAAUUGCUUUUAACACAUCCAUUGGUGGCACAAUCGCUGGUAACCCUGCUGUCAAAUACUUUGUACAACCUUUGUUUGCAAAAAGGACAGUACUCGGUCUCUCCUAGAACAUUUCUGAUAGUGGGAUAUCAUACACAUACGUAGAUCCUUGACCACUGCAUUUUGCGUAACGUCCAUGGAAGAAGGUUGGUUUUGUUUGUGAUAAAACCUUCUUUAUUCCCAAUGACAACCUAUUUUAGUUGGAUUUUCUGUUGUUCAAAUUGUUGAUGAUGCCAUGUACUCUAACAAAGUUUCAUAAGGAAUGCGUAUGCAUGCAUACACAUACACAUUGCACAUAGUGAAUGGAUAUGGAUAAUGUGUCAGUAAGCUUACAUGCACAGGCAGUAACAAUAUGUGAAACAUUGUAGGCCUCAUAAACAGUAGAUUGACUAUGCAGUUAUAUUUAUUUAUUAAAAAUCAUAUCGGUCUCAUUAAAAUAUAUUUAUAUCAAUUGCACAUAUGUCAAAAACCUGUCUGUCGGGAGCGUAAAUUAUCUCUGUAUGCUGCACACUUCAAGAAAGGAAUGAGAGGAAAAUGUUACAAAAAUACACUGUAGUUAUUCUUGCAUCACAAUACCAACAUUUUCAUUUGAAAUUAAGAUGUUAAUUUCAACAAUAAUGCAACUAUUUAUUUACAAAGAACCAAGAAAUGCAUAUCUUAACGGGAAAUUCUGAGGUUAACUUAGAACGGGUGUAUUUUUUGCUGAUUCGUUAUUUGAUUUGUUUAAUUCAGAAUUUUGAUUUUCUAGAUACAAAACAGAGGAAUGAACUGUAAGUGUGCCACAUUUGGUCCUUCAUCUCUGGUCACCCUUGAGUACCGCAAAAAAGUAUCCUAGUUUGGUCCAACGUCAGACUGAGCUGUCACCUCUCUCUGAGAAUGGAGUAGGAGGAAGCAGUCUACGGUAGAGAGGGUCACCCUGGGACUGGCUGGGGGUCUCUCUUCUGGUGCUGACUGAAUUGUAUCCAAUUAGAAAAAAGUGUCUUGCUGGAAUGUUGAAGAAUAUUAAUAUCGAUAAAAAUAAAGUAAUCAAAAUUUGACCAAGUUGAUCCACAAUUGGUUAAUAUGACUGAGUAGACUUUUAUUUGGAUUUUGGGUUUCUCUUAGUUCAUAGUUGUGUGUUUCAAUGACUGUCUCCACAUAUUUCCAGCACAGGUUAAAAACCGAAUGAUACAAAUUCUUCUUUCAAAUCGUUUGAGUACUUUAAUGAAUUUUAUACCAUUUCAGUGUUUUUGUCUGUUUUUCCAAAUGUCUCUGUUUACGUCUUUCAAAGGGAGAGUAGAUAGUUCUCAUGGUAAUGUGACAAUAAGCAUGAAUUAUUAGAAAGUCUAGACAACUUAGAAUAAAUAAAAAUAUACUUUAAAGUUGGGUGUCACGUCACUGAUUUGGUUAAAAACUAUCAUUUCUUGUGAAAUGUUUCUCCCCCACUGAAUAAAUGUCCACUAAAUAACUUAGACUUGACUUCGCCGAGAAUUAUAUUGUGCGAUGAUGCUACAUUGUUUCUAAUGAAUUUUAAGGCUUUUCCACAACUUUACCGACAUCUGUACUUGUUGAAACUCUCUUUGAAUACCUUCAUGUUGUUGUUUCCUCCCUUUAUGACGUUGAUGUUUUUGUCAUUCGCUGCAGUUUGAUGUUCCCGUUUGUCAGAGACUUAAGUUUCAGUCAAAAAAAGUUAAGAAAAACAUACAUAAAUUAUCUUUACAUAA
Messenger RNA from Poecilia reticulata (guppy), 4940 nucleotides. It is a transcript of the gene phyhip, whose product is annotated as phytanoyl-CoA 2-hydroxylase interacting protein. Gene Ontology annotation, cellular component: cytoplasm. NCBI's taxonomy places the organism in Eukaryota, Metazoa, Chordata, Actinopteri, Cyprinodontiformes, Poeciliidae. The record is from RefSeq and is a predicted model, not a curated record. Gene Ontology annotation, molecular function: protein binding.